UGGUCGACACAACGCGGAAGUGAAGUGACAACAACAGUCCUCGCUGUCUGUCUCUCUCUCUGUCUGUCUCUCUCUCUGUGUCUCUGUGUCUCUCUGUCUGUCUCUCUGGGUCCAGAGGACACAUGGCUCUGCCUCCACAGCUCCGGGCCAUCCAGCACCACCUGCGGACCGCACAGGAGCACGAGAGCCGGGACCCGGUGGUGGCGUACUACUGUCGGCUCUACGCCAUGCAGACCGGCAUGAAGCUGGACAGUAAAACACCAGAGUGCAGAAAGUUCCUGAUCAAACUCAUGGACCAGCUGGAGACGAUGAAGAAGGAGCUGGGUGAAAACGACUCCAUCAGUCAGGAGGUGGUGGGGAACGCCCACAUCGAGAACUACGCCUUAAAGAUGUUCCUCUACGCCGACAACGAGGACCGACAGGGACGCUUCCACAAGAACAUGAUCAAGUCCUUCUACUCAGCCAGUCUGCUGCUGGACGUCCUGUCUGUGUUUGGUGAAUUGUCGGAGGAGAACAUCCAGCACAGGAAGUACGCCCGCUGGAAGGCCACCUACAUCCACAACUGUCUGAAGAACGGAGAGACGCCUCAGGCCGGACCCAUCGGCAUGGACGAGGACGGGGAAGGAGACGAGUACGGAGCUGAAGGUUUCUCCCACGGGGCCUCCUUCAGGGGAGGACCUCAGUCAGGGUCCUUUGAGGACCAGGACCAGAGUCUGGGACCGGGUGCCGGACCAGGGAUCGGCUUUAGUCCAGGUCCAGGAUUGGGGCCAUCGGGUUCACCCACCACCAACUUCAAUAACAUCCACAUCCCACCGGGGGCCCACGCACCAGCCAACACUCCCGCCGAGCUGCCUCCACCCACAGAAGCAGUUAAACCAGUGCCUGUUCCCAGAUCAGUGUCCAGUGUGGACCCCACGCUGAUCCACGGCCAGCAGCAGGGCGGCAUUCAUCUCACUCCGGAGGACUUCACCAAGGCCCAGAAGCUGUGUAAGUACGCGGGCAGCGCUCUGCAGUACGAGGACGUUGGCACGGCCGUCCAGAACCUCCAGAAAGCCCUGAAGCUCCUCACCACCGGCAAAGAAUGAAGCCUUUGUCCCAAACCUCCCCCGCCUCUCUGUUCUCCCCAGCAGCGCCGCUCUAUCUGCCGCUGAUCAAGCACACACACACACACACACACACACACACACACACACACACACACACACACACACACUGAGGAGGACGUGAUGGAAAUCAGUGUGAAACAAUGGCCGCCUGUGUCUGACACUGUGACUGACCGACUGCCUGCUUAUUAAUAAUUAGGACCCAGAGAUCAAAGCUUCCUUAUUGACGACUGUUGGCUUAUUUUCAGAUGCAUCAAUACUCUCACACACAGCUAAUUAAAAUACUUUUUUUUUUUUUUUGACUCUGAGUUUCGGCUCCUUUUUGAAGAAUCGAAUAUCAAAAAUUUGAUGAAAAAAUAAACUAAAAUCUUUCCUUUUCUGGAGCUGCUGUGGUCGUGUUUCAUCCAAGUGCUUUAGAAAAUGCAUAAAAAACAAAACCUUAAAAACAAACCCAUUAAUGGUGAAUGGUAGAGCUAGGUGGCUAGUUAGCUUAGCUUAGCAUAGAGACGGGAAACAAAGGGAAACAGCUUUUGUUCUCCAGUCUGUUUGUGUUCGGGACUCGACGGUGACGGAGCCAGGCUAGCUGUUUCUACCGGCUACCAGUCUUUAUGCUAAGCUAAGCUAAGGGUAUUUGUACAAAAACAAACUGACAUCCAUCUUUUCUUCAGACUCUCUGAUCUCUCACUCUGAAUGUUAUCAGCCGAUAGAACGGCCGUUAUCAGCGGCUAACGCGAGCGCUUUAAGGCCCCGAUCACACGAGACGCAACGGGACGCUUUAAAAACGCCCCUAUGGCAACAUAGCGGGGGUGCGUUCAAUACCAGGUGAUCAAAUGUGAUUAACGG
Anoplopoma fimbria (sablefish) is the source of this 1946-nucleotide messenger RNA. It is a transcript of the gene vta1, whose product is annotated as vesicle (multivesicular body) trafficking 1. The transcript is spliced from 8 exons. Gene Ontology annotation, cellular component: multivesicular body. Gene Ontology annotation, biological process: late endosome to vacuole transport via multivesicular body sorting pathway. NCBI's taxonomy places the organism in Eukaryota, Metazoa, Chordata, Actinopteri, Perciformes, Anoplopomatidae. The coding region runs from base 123 to 1085 and encodes 320 amino acids. The record is from RefSeq and is a predicted model, not a curated record.